CGACUCGACUCGACUCGACUCGACCACCCCCUCCCCCGACCUCGACGAGCAUUGCCAAUCCACUCCACAUCGUCAGAGACCCAGACCCACGCACAUACACACACAUCUCAAACCAUGUUGCCGUCACUUCUCCUCCCCGUGGGGUCUGUCGUGCUCGCUGCCUCGUCCGUCCUCGCAGCCAAGUGCGGCAGAGGCAGUUCGUGCUCCGAGGAUGAGCCCUGCUGCUCGCAGUAUGGCGAGUGUGGUGUCGGCGCCUACUGCCUCGGCGGCUGUGACCCUCGCUUCUCCUUCAGCCUCGACAGCUGCGUGCCAGAGCCCGUCUGCGAGUCGCGCUCCCUGUCCAUGAACUCGCUCGACCGCGUUCAGUCCAUCGAGAAGUACCUCGGCGACCCCUCCAAGGCCGACUGGGUCUCGUCGGGCGACCCCCUCGUCUACAAGGACAACGUGCUCCUGACCAUGCCCAAGUACAAGGCCGGCACCGUCCUGGCCUCCACCGUCUACAUGUGGUACGGCAACGUCAAGGCCAGGAUGAAGUCCUCGCGCGGCAACGGCGUCGUCUCCGCCUUCAUCCUGCUGUCCGACGUCAAGGACGAGAUCGACUUUGAGUUCAUCGGCGCCGACCUCGAGACCGUCCAGACAAACUACUACUACCAGGCCAACCCCGUCUGGACAAACUCAAAGAACAUCACCGACCUCUCCGACACCUACCAAAACUUCCACGACUACGAGAUCCAGUGGACCCCCGACCAGGUCGUCUGGCUCGUCGACGGCAAGGUCGGCCGCACCCUCAAGAAGUCGGACACCUGGAACGCCACCACCAACCAGUUCGACUUCCCCCAGACCCCCGCCCGCGUCCAGCUCUCCAUAUGGCCUGGUGGUAAUGCCACAAACUCCGAGUACACUAUUGAGUGGGCUGGCGGCGAGAUCGACUGGAAUUCCGACGACAUCCAGAACUACGGCUACGACUUCGCCACCUUCAGCGACGUCACCAUCGAGUGCUACAACGCCACCUCAGCCCCCGGCACCAACAAGGGCAAGGGCUACUACUACAACAACGCCGCCGGCACAAACGACACCGUCGUCGACGGCGACAAGCCCACCGUCCUGGCCAGCCUCAUGGGCACGGGCACCGACAUGGAGGCCGGCGCCAGCUCCGCCUCCGCCAGCAGCUCGCCCCCCUCGGGCGCCAACACGGUCCCCGGCGGCACCAGCGGCAGCGGCGUCGGCAACGUCGUCGGCGGCGACGGGAGCGGCUCCGGCGACCCCAGCUCCGGCGGCUCCUCCACCUCGAGCAGUGCCGACUGCGCCGCCACCGGCUUCACCGUCGACUGCAACAGCGACUCUGGCAGCGGCAGCAGCAGCAGCGGCGCCGUCGGCAGCAACGACAAGGUCUUUGGCGCGAGCGCGUUUGCCGCCAUCGUCGCCUUUGUCUUCCUGGCCUGGCUGUAAACGACCCUUCCCGGCCGCCCGGCCAGCCUGGGCACACAACAACGACACUAAAUGAAACUCACGACUUGCCCAGUAAUUCUCCCCAUGCCGUCCAUUCCCGAGCUCACGACGCAACGCAGUCCCUUCCAGCCUUUUAUUUUCCCUCCCUCUUUUUCUUCUUCAAGAAUAUCUCUUCAUGUAACCAGGCUUUCCGCCUAGUUUGAUAUAUCGUUUUAGUCUACCAGCAUUGCGGCCUGGAUACUUGGCAUCCGGGGCACAUUUUCUUCUCUUCAAGGCCAAUGGGGGGCGACAGAGAGGGCAGGCCAGCCGUGGUGGGUGGCUGCCACUGCAGCAGUAAUAGAGGAGGGCACGUGGAAUUGCGCGGCCAAAUGUCUCGUGAAGGAUUCAUCAGCAGAGAGAAGACAUACAAGUAAUGGCCUACCAACAACCGCCCACUCUUUUGAACAGAUCUAAAGGGAAUGAGGCAGUCCGUGCUGACACGGGAGAGGGCACUCAUGCCUCUGCUGUGCAUAAUGAAGUGUGCAUUUAGAAUAGAAUGCAACACUUGGUCAAUGAGCGAUUUUGACUAGAAUUAAACCCAGUCUCGGUCUGGUGUCCCGACCCAUUGCGUACUUGAAACGUAAGCCUGGCACAUACUUCGUAGACGGGGUAAUUAAAAGAGACAGUGAUG
Diaporthe batatas is the source of this 2119-nucleotide messenger RNA. RefSeq lists its product as uncharacterized. Lineage: Eukaryota; Fungi; Ascomycota; Sordariomycetes; Diaporthales; Diaporthaceae. Gene Ontology annotation, biological process: fungal-type cell wall organization; carbohydrate metabolic process. The record is from RefSeq and is a predicted model, not a curated record. Gene Ontology annotation, cellular component: fungal-type cell wall. The transcript has 2 exons. Bases 115 to 1449 code for a protein of 444 amino acids. Gene Ontology annotation, molecular function: chitin binding; hydrolase activity, hydrolyzing O-glycosyl compounds; glycosyltransferase activity.